Molecule: messenger RNA, 363 nt
Organism: Ilex paraguariensis (yerba mate)
Lineage: Eukaryota; Viridiplantae; Streptophyta; Magnoliopsida; Aquifoliales; Aquifoliaceae
Source: the annotation of a GenBank genome assembly
AUGCCUCUUAUAUCUCAAGUGAAUCAAACCAAGCCGACUGUUCGUCUGGCCUCUGUUCUUCCUGCGAAUGUAUCGACUGUUGUAAAUGAUCAGAGUUCUUCAUCUGGGUUAGGCUAUCAUGUUCCUAUUGAAUCUGUUAUUGAUCGAAACACACAGAGAGUGCUUAUGAAUCCUCCACCUUCUCUAAUCCCCCAAUCCAUUCCUUUGGAAAUUCUUGAAUCCUCGAUGGAUCGAAAUCUGAACAAAUCGCAAAUCCCUGCUUCUGAUAAAGAUACUCAGAUUCCAAUAGUCAUUUCGAAUUCUCAAAAUCCUUCAGGUAGUCAAAAUCCUGCGUCUAAUAUUGUUUUUGGUUCCUUAAAUCUG